UUCAUUAUAUUGAGUACCGUGCAGAACAUAUCGUGUUUUUGUUAUAAAAGAAUAGUAAAAAUGCCAUUUAUAUUAAUUUGUGGAACUCCUGUGAGUGGAAAAACGAUCCGUGCAAUAGAAUUAAAGGAAUUUUUCGAGAAUAAACAUAAUAAAAAGGUGGAAAUAGUAAAUGAAGACGAAGCCAUUAUUAAAUUAGGUUAUGACAAAAACUCAACAUAUUUGGACUCACAGAAGGAGAAACGAGUGAGAGGGUACCUCAAAUCUGAGGUAUUGCGGCUUAUCGGGAAAGAUAAUGUUGUUAUACUCGAUGGCAGUAACUAUAUUAAAGGUUUUCGAUAUGAAUUGUACUGUGCAUCAAAAGCUUCAAAAUCAACACAAUGUACAGUAUACACUAUACGAGAUUAUGAAGAGGCUUGGGAGGCCAACAAGCUGAGAUGUGAGGAUGUCAAAGAGGAGGAAAGUUGUGAAAGAAUUCAACCUGUGCCUUAUACUCAAGAAGUGUUUGAUGCAUUAACUAAAUUAAGAUUUGAGGAGCCAAAUUCAAACAACAGAUGGGACAGUCCACUGUUCACGGUACAACCCUCAGACCAAUUGGAUUUGGAAGAUAUAUACAAAGCUCUGUUCGAGAAGAAACCCCCACCUCCAAACCAGAGCACACAAAAUCCUCCAUUAACAUCAACAAAUUUCCUCUAUGAACUGGACAAAGUAACUCAGGCGAUAUCCAAACAGAUCCUGGAAGCCAAACAGUUAAACAUAGAUGGUGAAGUGAAGUUCCCAGAUUACCCUGGCUGUGUGCUCGACCCUGGCUUCACCCACAAUGUGAACCCACAGAAACUUCUGCGAUGGAGACGGCAGUUCCUCACAUACGCUAAAAUGAAUCAUUCUAAUGAAGAUAUAAACAAAAUCGGCAGGUAUUACAUACAGUACUUGAAUAAAACUAUGACUGAUUGAUACAA
Manduca sexta (tobacco hornworm) is the source of this 956-nucleotide messenger RNA. Its product is annotated as protein KTI12 homolog. The coding region runs from base 61 to 951 and encodes 296 amino acids. The record is from RefSeq and is a predicted model, not a curated record. The transcript is spliced from 4 exons. Lineage: Eukaryota; Metazoa; Arthropoda; Insecta; Lepidoptera; Sphingidae.